Molecule: messenger RNA, 2314 nt
Organism: Mercenaria mercenaria
Lineage: Eukaryota; Metazoa; Mollusca; Bivalvia; Venerida; Veneridae
Product: fez family zinc finger protein erm-like
Exons: 3
Coding region: 165-1724 (519 amino acids)
Cellular component (GO): nucleus
Source: RefSeq, a predicted model, not a curated record
GUUUACAAUAGCCCGCUCUCUGAUAUAUACCCGAUUUCAGUCAAGGGCUCUCAUAAUUUGACGCGAAGGCGACUUACGUUCAUUUCUCGAUUUUGGAAGGACUUGGAAACACUCGGAAUUCUGGUCGAGGUCAGUGUCUAUAUAGAUCAGUGUGGGAAAUAAAGAUGGAAUUUCCAAAUGGACAAAACUGUAUAAAAAUGUCUUCAAAACCUCCACUUGCAUUCUCUAUAGACAAAAUAAUGGGAACAACAAAGGAAUCUACAGAAAACAGUGAAGUAACCGAAUCUAAUCAUGAAUUUGAUAAUUCAUAUAAAAGGAAGGCACAGAAGGACAUUAAUGAGCAGGAUAAUUGCAGCUUAGAUGAUUCGGAGAAAAGCAGUUUUAAACCGGUGAAAAGAAGCAAGCUUGCGGUUAACGAGGAAUACAGGAAACAGCAACAAUAUUUAGCUACUCACUACCAACAUGCUGCUGCUGUUAUAAAGAACGAAAUUCAAAAACGACAGAUGAUACCGUACAUGGGGAGGGACAUAUUUGAUGUAAAUAUGAACAAUGUAGCUUGCCUCCACCCGGCAUUUAUGUUUGGAAGACUCUCUUCUGACGACUAUAGAGCACACAUUUUACAAAAUAUUUCCGGCAUCCAACACCAGUGGCAGACUACAAACAAAAACAAUGGUCAUAUGCUAGAAUCAUUAAAUUGGUCAAAUAUGAAAUAUUUUCCGACAGACGGUAAACACAGCCCACAACAAGAAAAGACACAAGAUAAAGACCACGAAAAGCAACAGUUACAACAACAAAAUAAUCCUGAAUGUUCGCCGAAAGGUAGACAACAAAAACUCACACAUAGCAACAACAGUCGAACUUCCAGCGAUGAUGAAAUGGCAAAAGCAAACGAUCUUGAUGCAAUAAAAGAAAAUGGUUCUUCGCCAAGCACGAGUAAAAGGCUGGUUUCGAAGUCACAAAAAUCAUUUUCUUGUCCGGAAUGCGGGAAGCUAUUUAAUGCACAUUACAAUCUGACCAGACACAUGCCCGUACAUACAGGUGCAAGACCAUUUAUCUGUAAAGUUUGUGGAAAGGGAUUCCGCCAAGCGAGCACAUUGUGUCGUCACAAGAUUAUACAUACGUCAGAGAAACCGCAUAAAUGUGCCACGUGCGGCAAAGCGUUUAAUCGAAGCUCCACCCUAAACACACACAUGCGCAUACAUCUCAACUAUAAACCAUUCACGUGCGAAUUUUGUGGGAAGGGUUUUCACCAGAAGGGAAAUUACAAAAAUCAUAAACUCACCCACAGCACAGAGAAGCAGUACAAGUGUACAAUUUGUAACAAAGCGUUCCACCAGAUUUACAAUCUCACAUUUCAUAUGCACACUCAUAACGAUAAGAAACCUUACACGUGCACAAUAUGUUCAAAAGGAUUUUGUAGAAACUUUGACCUUAAGAAGCAUGUUCGCAAACUUCACGACGGAAUCAAUGGGUCCGGAAGUUUGAAAUCACAUAGUGGCCCAAAUUCGCCGAUGGACACGACCACCAUGAGCACUAUCAGCAGCAGCGCUUUGUUUCAACCAAAUAUGAGCGUUCCACAUCAACAUCAAGGAUAUUUUCCCGGUUUUUCGAGGCAAGGUCUAUUUCCCCAACCGUCUGCAUUUGCAUGCCAAAGGGGCAUGGUACCUCCAUAUUUGCUGAAUCAUGGUGCUACAUCUUUGUUGCAGAAAUUAUCAUUUAUAUAAAAGGGAAAAAUGACACAGGUUUAUAUCUUUAUCUAUUUAUUUCACUGAAUUGACUGCAUUGUGAUACAUUUUUGCAAUUUGUACGUGUGUGAAUAUAGAAUAUUCACCACUGAGUAAUAGUUGUUUUUUUCUUAUUGGAAAUUGAGUACAUUAGCAAAUAAUCUUUCAAAACUUGUGAUUUGUUUAGUAUUUUUAUUAAUAUCUCACAUUCUCAUAAAAAAUUACAUGUAAUAUUUUCAAAAAUAAUCCAUUAUUGAAAAAUUAUACUAGAAACAAAACAAUAUUAUUUCUGAAAAACUAUUCUGUAAGAUUUUUCUUUAUUUUUAUAUAUCAUUUAUAAUUAGGCAAUGAAGAAAUAGUUAUAUUCCAUUACAUUUUGUCCUCUUCCCCUUUCAAAGGAUUCUUUGUAUCAAUUCAAUGACGGGAAAAAUCAUUGAAAAUAUUGAGAGAAGUCUAGCAUUAAUAGAUAACAAGAACAUAUCAACUUAUGUCAAGUUUUGUUUUAGAUUAGAUCACAUUUUCAUGCAAUAUUUGUUUUUUUUGUGUGCCACAACACACAUAUAGUAACUUAUAAUACUAGUUAUUUUGCA